UUCUCUAGGCUGCACAAGGGCUGGGAUUCGGCGCGCUUGCCUCGGGCCCUCCCCCUCCCAUUCCUUUCUGGCCUUAGAUCUGUCCGCUGGGGGCGCGCUCUGUGUGGGACAGAAAGCGGCAGAGCGUGGGUCGCGUGGCGGAGCUUGGUUGCUAGGGACACCUGAGGUCGCCCGCUCGCCCAGCAGGCGCAGCGAAGAAGCGGCGCGGAGCCGGCGUCCAGUCGCGGCGAAGUAGGGUACCGUAGGUGAGUGUGGUCGCAGAGCUGGUGUCCGACCCCGGCCGGCCGUUCCCGCGUGCCUCGGCCCCAGCCCUUGGCACCGGCCCCCAACCCCGCUUCCGGUUCGCCACCUCGCCUUUCUCUGAAUACUGCAACUCUGAGGCCUCGCACUGAAAGUGAUUAAUUGCUGAGCCCUGGAUGUGAUGAACUGCUGACUGGUGCUUGGCAGGCACUCCUGUGAGGUGGUGGCUGCUGAUGCAGCGUGGUUGGGAAGAGGAAGAGUGCCCUGGAAACUCGGGAGACUUCACACAAGCUGACGGAUUCCAAGAUGCAGCUGGUGCUAGAGGUGUGUGGCCCCUUACCUGAGCCAGGCCAUGAGGCCAUGUUGCCAUGAUGUGGGCCCCUCAUGGCCUCAGCAGGAACAGAGCACUACAGUAUUGGCCUGCGCCGAGGAAACAGCUUCAAGCAGAGACAUCCCUCAGGCACAGUGUCUGCUUCACCAUCUGAGAAACCCUCGGAGGUCAAAGUCUGGUCUCAGGCCCAUCAGCAGGUGAAGCCAAUCUGGAAACUGGAAAAGAAGCACGUAGGCACACUGUCAGCAGGGCUGGGCACCAGUUUCUUGGGAGUCCCAUCCCAGCCAGCCUAUUUCCUUUGCCCUAGCACUUUAUGUAGCUCUGGGACCACAGCAGUCAUUGCAGGCCACAGCAACCCCUGUUACCUGCAGUCCCUCCCUAACUUGUUCAGCAAUACUCUGCUGUACCGCCGCACCAACGUGAGGCAAAAACCAUACCAGCAACUGGAAUCUUUCUGCUUGCGUUCCAGCCCUUCAGAGAAAAGAUCUUUUUCUCUCCCUCAGAAGGGUCUUCCUGUCAGUGUCACUGCCAAUAAAGCCACAUCUUCUACAGUCUUCCCCAUGGCCCAGCCCAUGGCAACUUCACCCACUGAUCCAUACCUCUCACUGGCAGCAGCUGGGGAGAACCCUUCAAGGAAGAGCCUGGCCUCUGCUAUCUCAGGGAAGAUUGCAUCUCCACUGUCCUAUAAGCCCAUGCUGAACAACAACUCCUUCAUGAGGCCAAAUAGCACUAAAGUGCCCUUAUCACAAGCCACAGAUGGCCUGAAGCCAGUAUCCUCACCCAAGAUCCAGCCUGUCUCAUGGCAUCAUUCAGGGGGUACUGGGGACUGUGUACCCCAACCUGGUGACCAUAAGGUGCCCCAAAACAUUGCUACUGUCUUAGAUGAUGUCACUGCCCCUAUCACCCCAUCUAUCCCUAGCACCCUCAACAUAUCCACAGCCAGUGUUACCUCUUCCCAGUGCAGUCAGAGUAACUUUAGGAUGGAGGCACAUCCCUGUGGCCUGGAUGAAAACCCGGAUUCCCAGAGUGCUACUAAAGAGGUACACUUCACUGAGGCUGUGAGGAAGUUGGCUGAAAAAGGCUUGGAGAAGAUGCCACGACAAGGCUACCAGUUUGAACAGGCUUGUUUUGUGAACCCCAGCUUCCAGUGGGGUCUUCUCAACAGAAGCAGGCGGUGGAAACCUCUGAUGGGCCAGCGGUUUCCUCAGGAGGAUAUUGGAUUAGACAGUGCGAUCCUUCCUGGUACUUCAGACACCUUGGGGUUGGACAGCACAGUCUUCUGUACCAAGAGGAUCAGCAUUCACCUCCUUGCCUCACAUGUCCAUGGGCUCAAUCCCAGCCCUGCCUGUGGGUCUGCAGUUGACCCCCAGGUACUUGGAGAAGACAGAGCUCCUGUUCCCCCUUCUUCCCUCCAGCCUCUUGGUGUAGCUGAAGUGGCCACUCGUCUUUCUUCUGUCCAUCUUGACCAGCCUGGGAAGGAGCCUGAGGAAGCCAAGGACCUGAACUCUUGUACUAAGGGUGGUGGUUCAGCUACUGACCUCCAGCCAAACCAGGUGGAGCCUGAAGAUACAGAAGAUGAACUGGGAGAUGGUUUGGAAGAUAGCUGCAGCCAUGAUGAGAAUGAAGAAGAGGAAGGAGACUCAGAGUGCUCUUCUUUAAGUGUUGUCUCCCCCAGCGAGUCAGUGGCAUUAAUAUCUCGGAACUGUGUGGAUUUGAUGUCCAAAUCCCUUCCCAAUCAUGAGAAAGUUGUACGGCCAGCCCUCAUCUACAGUCUCUUCCCCAAUGUAACCCCUACCAUCUAUUUUGGGACUCGGGAUGAAAGAGUGGAGAAACUUCCUUGGGAACAGAGGAGGCUGCUUCGGUGGAAGAUGAGCACAGUGACCCCCAACAUUGUCAAGCAGACCAUCGGUCGGUCACACUUCAAAAUCAGCAAGAGAAAUGAUGACUGGCUGGGCUGCUGGGGUCACCACAUGAAGUCUCCUGGUUUUCGAUCCAUUAGAGAGCAUCAGAAGCUAAACCACUUCCCAGGCUCCUUCCAGAUUGGGAGGAAGGACCGGCUGUGGCGGAACCUGUCUCGCAUGCAAAGCCGUUUUGGCAAGAAGGAGUUCAGUUUCUUUCCUCAGUCCUUUAUCCUGCCCCAGGAUUCCAAGCUCUUGCGCAAAGCCUGGGAGAGCAGCAGCCGCCAGAAGUGGAUUGUGAAGCCACCAGCAUCUGCUCGAGGCAUUGGCAUUCAGGUCAUUCACAAAUGGAGUCAGCUCCCCAAGCGCAGGCCCCUCCUGGUACAGAGGUAUCUACACAAGCCCUACCUCAUUAGUGGCAGCAAAUUUGAUCUUCGGAUCUAUGUUUACGUGACUUCUUAUGAUCCUCUACGGAUUUACCUCUUUUCGGAUGGACUCGUCCGUUUUGCCAGUUGCAAGUAUUCCCCUUCCAUGAAGAGUCUUAGCAACAAGUUCAUGCACCUGACCAACUACAGUGUCAAUAAAAAGAACACAGAAUACCAGGCUAAUGCUGAUGAGACUGCAUGCCAAGGGCACAAAUGGGCAUUGAAAGCUUUGUGGAACUAUCUGAGCCAGAAAGGAAUUAAUAGUGAUGCCAUCUGGGAGAAGAUAAAGGAUGUUGUAGUCAAAACCAUCAUCUCGUCAGAGCCCUAUGUGACUAACCUACUGAAGUUAUAUGUGCGGCGCCCCUAUAGCUGUCAUGAGCUCUUUGGUUUUGACAUCAUGCUGGAUGAGAACCUGAAACCCUGGGUCCUAGAAGUCAACAUUUCUCCAAGCCUCCAUUCCAACUCUCCUCUGGACAUCAGCAUCAAAGGCCAGAUGAUCCGAGACCUUCUGAACCUGGCUGGCUUUGUUCUGCCCAACAUGGAGGAUAUCAUCUCUAGUUCCAGCAGCCCCAGCAGCUCCAGCGGCUCCAGCACCAGCUUGCCAAGCUCUCCUAGAGACAAAUGUCAAAUGACUCCAGAGCACUUCACUGCACAGAAGAUGAAGAAAGCCUAUUACUUGACCCAGAAAAUUCCUGACCAGGACUUCUAUGCGUCCGUGCUGGACGUCUUGACACCAGAUGAUGUUCGGGUUUUGGUGGAGAUGGAAGAUGAGUUUUCUCGUCGUGGUCAAUUUGAAAGAAUUUUUCCUUCCCGAAUCUCUUCUCGAUAUCUUCGGUUUUUUGAGCAGCCACGAUAUUUCAACAUUCUCACCACCCAGUGGGAACAGAAGUACCAUGGAAACAAGCUCAAAGGAGUAGAUCUGCUUCGGAAUUGGUGCUACAAAGGCUUCCACACGGGGAUUGUCUCUGACUCAGCCCCACUGUGGUCUCUGCCAACAUCGCUCAUGACUACCUCAAAGGGUGAUGGGACACCAAAUUCCGCCAGCAAGUCACGAAAGAAGAGCGCCUCUGAGGGAACCACACUGUCCUCUGAAGACAGGUCAACACCCAAGUCUAAGAAGAGUCAAGCUGGCCUGUCUCCCAUAUCCAGGAAGACUUUGUCCUCAAGGAGCAAUGAGAACACCAGCAAACAGUCCAAGCGCUCUACCCCGGGGUUACCUGUCCUCAAGUACUCUGGGCAGAGUUCCAGACUUUCUGCUGCUUCUGCUUCCCAGUCAGUCACUGACUCCCGCUUGACUGCUGUGAGCUCGUGACUGGUCCUGCACAGGAGCACUCAGCUACCUCAAGGGAACCAGCCUGCUGACCAGCCUGAGCCUCUACCCCGCCUCCACUUUGCCCCUCAUCAGAGUAUUUUUGAAGUGGUUCUAUUGUAGAUAUGGGCAUCUGGAGGGCUGGAAGGGCGAUGGUGAUGGGGAGAAGGUGAGGAAGGUUCGCCCUCUGUCACCUUACUGUCUGGCUAGCACCUCAUUUCUCAGUAGAGAAGACAGUGACAGUCAAGCAGCUUUAUAAAGCAGGGUUUGGUUUCUACACUGAGAGCCAUGUGUGAUUUAUUUGAGGCCCUGGUACAGGGCUGGAUUGUAGUUUAAGAGGAGAAAACAUGCUAAACAUUGAAGUCUCUUGUUCUGUAAAUGAGAGGAAUUCUUUGAAGGUCCUGAUUUCCUUAGGACCUCUGUCCUCUACUUAUCCUUGUCUUGAAGAGACAGUUUUAGAAACCUUCAGACUUCUUCAAAGACAAGCAAGAAGAAACCAUGACAGGCUACACCCAUUUCCUGGCCUCCUGGCCUUGGGUGACCUCCACACCAUAUCCAUUUAAGCUUCCACCCCAUCAGUAGCUCUCCAUCUUCUGGGAGUCUCUAGGGCUCCAGUGAAGGAUCCUGAUCAUUUUAGUUGCUGCUGUGUAGAGGAGGGUGGAAUGCGCUGUGCUUUCCUCAGUGUGGGCAAAUCUUGUAGUCUCUUUUACUUUUAGCAGGGUUUGUGCCUUGGUGGGUCACUCUUAUAGAAUAGGCUUCUCAUCUCUGACAGCUAAUACUCAGUGGCAUCUACCUCCCCCAGGACUCAGUCCACACUGAGCACUGAGUAAACACUGACUGAGUGAACUGUGCAUUCAGAUCUCCAAGGACACUGGCCCCUGAAGCACUACUGUUCUCCCCAGUGUGAGGAAGUAGAGCCAAGGAAGGAGGCCAAGAUGAGACAGUUUGGAUUGGAAGAGGUUUCACUAGAACCAUGGUCCUCCUUAGCCUAGUGUUCCCCAGCACUCACCUCCUGGGACCUGUGGUCUCUAAUUUUCACAGCAGAGGGGCCUUGUAUCUGAUAAGCAAGAUUUGUCCUUUGUGACCAUCUCUGCUAGCAUUUUCCUCAUUCUUCUGAGUUUUGGAAAGAGGAAGACUUCUUUCUUUCCACAUGACUCCUAGAGCCCUUGACCAGUUGGCAUGGAGCCCUGGAAAGAUGACCUAACUGGGUUCAAGGUCACAGAAUGGGUGAACAUGACAGUCAGUCCUAAUGCUGUGUUGACAGUUGUGAAGAAAGCUGGAUAGCAAAGUCCUAAGCCGUGCUUCCUGCUUAAUGAUAAAGGCUUCAAAGUCAGACAGUGGAGAGUCCAAGCUGUACUGGAAAAUCUGUUCUGAUAUCAACAGCCAACACCCUCUUGUCCUGGUUACAGUAUCCUAGUGCACAUGUGACAAAGAGGCCUGUUUUAGCUGAUUCACUCCUUCAAAGUAGACUCUUAAUUCCUCAGCCUGCCUCUGAGAGUCUCCCAUCAUAGUUUCCAACUCUGUAGCUGCAGAAACAGGCCAACACUGACCAGCCCACUAGUUGCCUGGAGUCCACCAGACUUGGGGACCCCUUGAUGAGACACAGCAGUAUACUGGCAGUUCUGUUUUGUGUUCUGGGGUGAUCCAGCCUUGCCUGGGACUUGUAAUCUUUGCCUCAAAAAUGCCAGAUUGUCUGGGUGUGUUGCGCCCAGCUAAAUACACAGUAUUCAGUCUUCGUUACAUUUGAAGGCUGGUGAAUCUGUUUGCUAGUUGGAGAAAAAGAUAGGGCUUGUAUAUCACAUUUCAUUUUCAAGAGUGUAAUCUUAAGUUAUUUCACAUGCAUGUUUUAGCACUGGCUAGUCAACAAUAGAUAGCAUUCGGCUGAAUGAGGACUUUUAAAGUAAAAGCUUUUGAAAGUUUUAAAUUUGUAAGUGUACUUGAAUACAAUUUAUCAGUACAUCAGAUGUUUUUCCAAGUUGGUAAGUUACCCAGCCUCUGGAGGAAGGCUCCUGAGACAAGGAAUAAAGUCGUCUUUUCCUUUAUAAUGGAACGUGAGACCUACCCUGCAGGGUUGUUUAGUAAGCUAAGCCAAAGUAUUGGGGAUUGCAGUUUCCGUUUGUUGGUUUAUUGUCCAAACAUUGUUCUGUGAAAGAAAUGUAAAAAAAUCUUUCCUUGAAACUGAGUAUGAUAGCUCAUACCCUUAAUCCUAGCACUCUGGGAAGGCAGGAGUGGGUUGAUAAAACCUCUCCUUUAAAGAAAAGAACAGCUACAGAAGUCUCAGAAGAGGCCAGAGCAGUGUCUAUACCUAUCACCCUUCACUCAGAGCUUGCCGAAGCACAAUUUUCAUAAUUCCCUCUAAUCUUUAUCGUUCCAGCGGGAGUCUCUUGUCUGGCUUCAUCUUUAUAGCAUCCCAGGAAAGGGAACAUUAAACAUAAAUGUGUGUGAAGUGAUAGUUUGGUUCUCCCAAGAGCCUUGAUUGGCAAAGAAUAACAAGAGUGUCUAGGACAGAAACUCACAGAAUACAGACCAUGAGGACUGCUGUGUGGACCUAGCAACUACCAGGGGAUUGUGUCAUUUCUGGCCCAUCGUCAGGGUGGCAGCUCUUUUGCUGAAAGCGACCAUAGCCAAAGAACUUUCUUGGGCUAAUCCACACAGUGAUUUCCACUUCUCCUGGGAUACGACAAUGGUUAAGGCUGCUAGGGAACUUGCCCUGUUGGCUUCUUGUUAGCUCUGAAGAACCCCUCCGAUUACUGCUCCAACAAAUGUCUAGUUUGCUCUGGGCCUGGAAACAAUGGUUUCUAGAGAGCUGCAUCUUAUCGUUUGGAAUUUUGGUUCAAGCCUCUUCAGCAUGCUUAGCCUUGAACAUUAAUCUGUAGUCCCUGGGGACCAGCGUGUAUUCACCAGCUUCAGGUCAGUGGGAGCAGCAAGCAGUCAGUAGAAUUUCCUAUGUGAGUGAAUGAUCACAGCAGCAUCGGCAGGCAUGUGACAUUCUCAGACCUGUUUCUGCUUUUGUCAUUAGAAUGGACUAAGAUUUGGUACAUCAGGGAUUACCACAGAAGUCAACAAAUUUCAGUUUAGUAACCAGGGAUAUCAGUUUCUUAGCUGUAGUAACGGGGAUUAAAUUGUGUUUAAAAAGUGCCUCAUAACUCAGAUAAUUCCUAAAAUAUCAAAUGAUUCCCCCAAAACCAUUUCCUCAGAGCAGCAGGAGUGCGGCGCCAGGAAUUGCAGUACUCUUAGCUUAGCAGUUCUGUGGCGGAGCUGUCACAGCUCAGCUAGUGUGCUCAGGCCUGUGGUCACCGUUUGAUAGGAUCAGGCUUGUUUUGUUAGUGUUCCUAAACUGUGCAACUAUUUGCAUAGCAUUUCCGAUGUGUUGGGUAUAGAGUUAAUCUAGACUCCAUUUGAAGUCCACAGGAGGAUGUGUGCAGGUUAAACUUGAGCAGCAAAUGCAGCUCCAUGUUGCCUAAGGGAUUGAACCCCUGUGUGCUUUGGUAUCUGAGAAGUUGUAGAAGCAGUCCCCACAGAGGCUGCAGAACUGCUGUGGUCCUGUCUGUGGGAGAUUAUUAGAGCUGAAGAUUUGAUCAAGAUAAUUACCUUAAGAGUUUAGACCCCUCUCUGCUUCCCGAGAGGCACAAGUAAAACUUAACACUAAGUGGUCCAGCUGGAAUGCCAGUGUCUGGAAAUGGAGAGCCAUUGGUAGGGAUGCGUGUAUUGCUGGCAAGGUGCACAGGUCCACUGAUGGUUUGGUAGUUUCUUUAAAAGUAGAACAGCCCAUGUGGACAGCAGUCAAUGAAAGAACAAAUUAUUUAGUAGAUACUGUCUAAACAUCUGCAAGGAAAAACCAAUGCCACAUCUGGGAUGAUCUCUACAGUAUUGUGCUGAGUGAAAGAAGCCAGAAGCAAGCCUAUAUGCAGAUUCCAGUCUAGAAAAUGAAACAAAGCUUACAAAACACAGGGAUUCCUUGGGGACUACAUCUGGAGGGGACAUGGGAUUGACUGUAAAGAGGCACAUGGGAAUAUUCUUUGUCUUAAUUGUGGUUGUGGUAACAACUGUAUAUAGUUGGCCGACCUCAAAAUUGUCCUGUUGAAAUGAGUAUUAUACAUAAAUUUUAUAAAUAAAGUUGAUUUUCUUUAACUUUU
This is a messenger RNA of Mus musculus (house mouse), 8339 nucleotides long. It is a transcript of the gene Ttll4, whose product is annotated as tubulin tyrosine ligase-like family, member 4. The record is from RefSeq and is a predicted model, not a curated record. Lineage: Eukaryota; Metazoa; Chordata; Mammalia; Rodentia; Muridae. Gene Ontology annotation, molecular function: protein-glutamic acid ligase activity, initiating; tubulin-glutamic acid ligase activity. The transcript has 20 exons. Gene Ontology annotation, cellular component: microtubule cytoskeleton; cilium; cytoplasm. Bases 625 to 4206 code for a protein of 1193 amino acids.